AUGGAAAGUUGUCUACACGACAGAUACAGAGAGCGUUGUCAUGCAAGAACGAUAGAUCCCGGUCAAGUGCCUGAGGAGAAGAUACACCAUCGUAUUCGCAUUGAUAUGACCAAAGUCGAUCAUUUCGUUGAGUUCAUUAAUCGCCCAUACUUUUAUCAAGAUGUGUCUUACGGAACUAAAUUCCUUAAGCUAGACAGUGGCGAAACCAUCGAGAUGCCGAACGUGGUGCGUACCGUGACGCGGUCUACGAUGAUUAGCCAGUACAUACAGUUUUGUCAGGAGAAGUUUGAACCUCUCAGUCGCACCACUUUAUUCAAAAUCCUAGAAGUCAGACAAGCUUCACAGAGAAAGUCGUUACAAGGCCUCGACAAUACUGCUGCCGAUGGCUCUGCUGGUUUCCAGAAAAUUGAAAUGAUUGUCGAUGAUUUAGAGAAAGAAAGAAUGAAUAGGCAAUGGUGCGCUGAGGUUAAGGAAAGGCUUAAGAGUGGAAAACGCUACUUAAAGACCAAUUAUCGCGUUCACUGCAAUCCAGAGGAAGCUUUAUGUCCUGAUCAUUGCCGCAAGUUCUCUUUAAGUGACGAACAAGAUCCCGACUUCCAGGAGAAAUGCUCCCAUCAACACACAGAAAACUGUAACGAGUGUCAAAAUCUGCGAAAUGUCUUAGAUGAAGUCGAAGACAAAAUUCGAGGUCCAUUUUGGAUUCCUUACGGCAGUGAACAUCGAGACGAUCUGUUAUACGACUUCAAACUGGCACAGAGAGAUAUUUUUGAGCGGAAGGCUCAUAUUGUUCUCUCUGUAGACCAGGAAGCAGCAAAGCAAGAUCAGCUGAAGACGAUAAGUACUAAUCAGAACUGUGCACUGGUAAUAAUGGACUGGGCAAUGAAGUUCCUUCAGCUGAAAUAUCGUGAGAAGCAGUCAGAUUGGUUUGGCAAGAGAGGAUUGAGUUGGAACAUCUCGACGGUGAUCACACGUGAUCCGAACCUUGAAGGAAGACUAGAACUGCGGUCGUAUGCCCAUCUGUUUGACGCAUGCCAGUAG
Pocillopora meandrina is the source of this 1038-nucleotide messenger RNA. NCBI's taxonomy places the organism in Eukaryota, Metazoa, Cnidaria, Anthozoa, Scleractinia, Pocilloporidae. The record is from the annotation of a GenBank genome assembly.